Suncus etruscus (white-toothed pygmy shrew) is the source of this 1875-nucleotide messenger RNA. RefSeq names its product heterogeneous nuclear ribonucleoprotein A3-like. Gene Ontology annotation, molecular function: RNA binding. NCBI's taxonomy places the organism in Eukaryota, Metazoa, Chordata, Mammalia, Eulipotyphla, Soricidae. The record is from RefSeq and is a predicted model, not a curated record. The transcript has a single exon. Bases 10 to 1146 code for a protein of 378 amino acids.
GGUCUCAAAAUGGAGGUAAAACCGCCGCCCGGUCGCCCCCAGCCCGACUCCGGCCGUCGCCGCCGCCGCCGGGGGGAGGAGGGCCAUGAUCCAAAGGAACCAGAGCAGUUGAGAAAACUGUUUAUCGGAGGUUUGAGUUUUGAAACUACAGAUGAUAGUUUGAGAGAACAUUUUGAGAAAUGGGGCACACUUACAGAUUGUGUGGUGAUGAGAGACCCCCAGACAAAACGCUCCAGAGGCUUUGGUUUUGUGACUUACUCAUGUGUUGAAGAGGUGGAUGCAGCAAUGUGUGCUCGACCACAUAAGGUUGAUGGACGAGUAGUGGAACCAAAGAGAGCUGUUUCUAGAGAGGAUUCUGUAAAGCCUGGUGCCCAUCUAACAGUGAAGAAAAUUUUUGUUGGUGGUAUUAAAGAUACAGAGGAAUAUAACUUGAGAGACUACUUUGAAAAGUAUGGCAAAAUUGAAACCAUAGAAGUUAUGGAAGACAGGCAGAGUGGAAAAAAGAGAGGAUUUGCUUUUGUAACUUUUGAUGAUCAUGAUACAGUUGAUAAAAUUGUUGUUCAGAAAUACCACACUAUUAAUGGGCACAAUUGUGAAGUAAAAAAGGCCCUUUCUAAACAAGAAAUGCAGUCUGCUGGAUCUCAAAGAGGUCGUGGAGGUGGCUCUGGCAACUUUAUGGGUCGUGGAGGCAAUUUUGGAGGUGGUGGAGGAAACUUUGGCCGUGGUGGAAACUUUGGUGGAAGAGGAGGCUAUGGUGGUGGAGGUGGUGGCAGCAGAGGUAGUUAUGGAGGUGGUGAUGGUGGAUAUAAUGGAUUUGGUGGUGAUGGUGGCAACUAUGGCGGAGGUCCUGGUUAUAGUAGUAGAGGAGGCUAUGGUGGUGGAGGACCAGGAUACGGAAACCAAGGAGGUGGAUAUGGUGGAGGUGGUGGAGGAUAUGAUGGUUACAAUGAAGGAGGAAAUUUUGGUGGUGGUAACUAUGGUGGCGGCGGCAACUAUAAUGAUUUUGGAAAUUACAGUGGACAACAGCAAUCAAAUUAUGGACCCAUGAAAGGGGGCAGUUUUGGUGGCAGAAGCUCGGGCAGUCCAUAUGGUGGUGGUUAUGGAUCUGGUGGUGGAAGUGGUGGCUAUGGUAGCAGAAGGUUCUAAACUCAACAGCAAAGGGCUACAGUUCUUAGCAGGAGAGAGAGCGAGGAGUUGUCAGGAAAGCUGCAGGUUACUUUGAGACAGUCGUCCCAAAUCCAUUAGAGGAACUGUAAAAAUCUGCCACAGAAGGAGCGAUGAUCCAUAGUCAGAAAAGUUACUGCAGCUUAAACAGGAAACCCUUCUUGUUCAGGACUGUCAUAGCCACAGUUUGCAAAAGUGCAGCUAUUGAUUAAUGCAAUGUAGUGUCAAUUAGAUGUACAUUCCUGAGGUCUUUUAUCUGUUGUAGCUUUGUCUUUUUCUUUUUCUUUUCAUUACAUCAGGUAUAUUGCCCUGUAAAUUGUGGUAGUGGUACCAGGAAUAAAAAAUUAAGAAAUUUUUAACUUUUCAAUAUUUGUGUAGUUCAGUUUUUCUACAUUUUAGUACAGAAACUUUAACAAAAUGCAGUUUUGGAGGUGUUUCCUUGUAAGUUAACAAGUAAAGAUCAUUGUUAAUUAAUAUUUUGUAUGAAUUUUGCUAAAGUUAACUGUAAAGAAACACCUGCUGACUUGCAGUUUAAGGGGAUUCUAUUCUCCCAUUUCCAAACAAUGAAAUGAAUGGGCGCUGACAUGUGGAGAGAAUAGAUAUUUGUAUGUUUGCAAAUGUGUGUUUUAGAUAAAUAGAAUUGGGUAUAUAAAUUAGCAUAUUUGUGAAUUUAAUAGCAUUAAUAUUUUACUUCAAAUGAAAAAAAUCUCA